Messenger RNA from Rhizophagus irregularis DAOM 181602=DAOM 197198, 2026 nucleotides. RefSeq lists its product as uncharacterized. The record is from RefSeq and is a predicted model, not a curated record. Gene Ontology annotation, biological process: negative regulation of TORC1 signaling; cellular response to amino acid starvation; positive regulation of autophagy. Lineage: Eukaryota; Fungi; Glomeromycota; Glomeromycetes; Glomerales; Glomeraceae. Gene Ontology annotation, cellular component: GATOR1 complex.
AAGAAAUUAAAGUUUAUCUCCAUAUUAUACUUAACUUUGUAAAUUAGAAAAUUUAAUAUCGUUAAAAACUUUCAAUGAGAGAUUGAAUAUGGUAAAUUCUCUACUUGCAAUACUACUUGUCAUUAAUAGCAGUAGAGGAAGCCAUUUCGUUUUUCAUUACCCGAAAGUUCCUCAACGACGUGAUGAAAUUGAACAAGUCAGAAGAGAAAGUGACCUAGAUGAAGAAUUUGGAGACGACUUGCUUGAAAAUGAUGUAAUAACGUGGCCAUAUGGUCCAACCGAAGACUUUGAUAAUCGGUCAUUUCGUUCAAGACUUGAAGAAGAUAAUGAAGAGUAUGAUUUUAAUUCAAAAAAGCAGGCUAAUAAUAAUACUGGAAAUGAUGAGAUUGAACGUAAUGAAAUGAAUCAAUUAUUUGGGUUCGAAACUAGAUUAUUAGCAGACAUAUUUUGUCCUAGACAUAAAGGCCUGGCAAAAUUUCAGCUUUCAAUCGAUGAUUUGACUUUUGUUGGUCAACCAGUUUUUCUUAAAACUGCUGAUACCAAUAAGAGAGGAACUUAUAGUGGAGACAGGGAUUUAAGAAAAAAAAUUGAUGAUAAUGAUAAUAGCACAGAUUUGGAUAAUAAUGAAGAAUUACAAGAGCAGUUAUCUGACGCUCAAAACGAAGAACAAAUACCUCCGAGCGUUGCAUCUGACAUCACUUCUUCAACCCAUUCUAUGCAACAGCAUCUACAUGUAACAUUCUUUCAUCUUGUGUUUGUUCUUGAACCACCUGAACUGGAGUUAUGUAGACAAGUAGAUGAUAUUUACAAUAAUAUUAUUACAAAACUAACAGCAGCACUUCGGUAUGAGCAAUUACGUUGUGAUUAUGUCGGGAAAGAAACAGAAUUAAUAUUGUCUUUAAGAGAAAAUUCUGGUACAUCUAACUUGGAUGAAUUAAUGGAAAUUACAUUGGAGAAAAGUUCAUUAGCGCGAACAAUUCGAAAAGUAUAUGAUGCAAUUUCAAAUGAUUGUGUUGCACAUAUACUUAUAAAUGAUUAUAUUGAUUUAUCUUUACAAAUUCCUCCACUCGUCCCAACUAUUAAUACUCACGAUAAUGAUAUAAUCGGACAUGAGUAUGCUCAUUAUCCUGUUAUUGCACCAUAUCAUACUUUGCUGCUUCUUGAAGAUCCAGAAGAAAUCUUAAAAAAUAUGCCAUUAGAUGCUAAUCCAACGUUGGUUCAAUUGGUACAAAUUUUGACCCCCACACAACGAUUGGCCGAUUUAUGUACUGUGUUGGAUUGCUCUUUGGCACAGAUAUUCCGACUUGCAGCACACUUGAUAUAUUGGCGAAAGGCCAAGAUAAUUGAUGUAAUCGGUGUUCGAAACCUCUAUGUCGUUUCUCCUACUGCCGAUAUGAACUCAUUGCCAACUUACAUUGAAUAUUUCAAGCAACACUUUCCUGCAUUGGACCUUGUGAAAAUUCUCGAUUCAUUCUCUGUUCCUAAGCCCCAGGUAAAUUCCAUUAAAGAACAUCGUACAAUGUACCUCGAAGCAAUAACCUACUUGUUAAGAAAUGACCUGGUUGUACAAUUACACGCAUAUAUUUUGGUUAUGGUACCGCGAUAUAUAAAAAUGGGAUUUACUCAGGCAGAAUAUGAGGAAAAAUUGAGAAAUUCUGGGGAUAGCGAAUUUAAUUCGAGUUAUGAUACCGCUAUAAUUUCCCCAGUAGAAAAGGCAUCAGAUAGUGAAAGAGACUGGUUAAAUAAUUUUGUAGCGAAUCACCCCAAAGAGACUGUCUCACUUUUCGAAAGAUUAAUUAAAUAUUUCAAUGGAAAACAUCACGUUGAUGAAAUUCUCUUCCGAGAAUCGUUAAAGCCAAGAGAUUUAAGCAAAAUAAUAACUUUAUUUAGCAAGGAUCAGUAUAUUAUUGUAUUGUGUUAAAGAGCUAAAUCUUUACCUUAAUAUUUAUUGUUCUCUGAUAAUGUAAUAUUUAAUUUAUUUAAUUAAAAAUAAUAUUAAACCCUUAAUUCAUUUUUCGUGUCGCGU